GUCCGCCGUGCCAGUCGAAUUUUGCAAGUUGGUGUGGAAAGAAUCGUCAUCGUCGUCGUUGCGAGUUGCGGUCAUAAUUUUUUAGUGAAGGGGAAAGCAAGAAGAAAAAGCCGUUCAGUACCCAUCAGCAGGAAGUUUUUGAUCAGUUUUCUAGCCUCAAAAAAUCGAAGAAACCGUACCGAUCUAUCAGUGAAGGAUGGCCGAGGGCAAAAAUGAAGAUUUGGCGACCGCGAUUCUGAAGCGCAAGGACCGCCCGAACCGGCUGAUUGUGGACGAGGCCGUCAACGAUGACAACUCGGUCAUUUCGCUGUCGCAGGCGAAGAUGGACGAGCUGGAGUUGUUCCGUGGCGACACCGUGUUGUUGAAGGGGAAGCGGCGGAAGGAAACGGUCUGCAUCGUCCUGUCCGACGAAAACUGCCCCGAUGAGAAGAUCCGCAUGAACCGUGUGGUUCGCAACAAUCUGAGGGUCCGCUUGAGCGACGUUGUGUCGAUCCAAUCCUGCCUGAAUGUCAAGUACGGCAAACGGGUGCACAUUCUGCCGAUCGACGAUACGGUCGAAGGUUUGACCGGUAAUCUGUUCGAUGUGUAUUUGAAGCCGUACUUCCUGGAGGCUUAUCGGCCGAUCCAUAAGGACGAUACGUUCAUCGUUCGCGGAGGAAUGCGUGCCGUGGAGUUUAAGGUAGUUGGGGCUGAUCCUACUCCGUUCUGUAUCGUCGCCCCGGAAACAGUAAUCCAUUGUGAAGGCAACCCGAUCAAGCGCGAAGAAGAAGAGGAAGCGCUCAAUGCUGUCGGAUACGACGAUAUCGGAGGUUGCCGCAAGCAGCUGGCUCAGAUUAAAGAAAUGGUUGAGCUUCCGCUGAGACAUCCUUCGCUUUUCAAGGCUAUAGGAGUCAAACCUCCGCGUGGAAUCCUUAUGUACGGACCGCCCGGUACUGGAAAAACUCUCAUUGCUCGUGCCGUAGCAAAUGAGACUGGAGCGUUCUUCUUCCUGAUCAACGGUCCGGAAAUCAUGUCCAAAUUGGCCGGUGAAUCGGAAUCGAAUUUGCGAAAGGCUUUCGAAGAGGCUGAAAAGAAUUCACCUGCUAUCAUCUUCAUCGACGAAAUCGAUGCCAUUGCUCCGAAGCGUGAGAAGACUCACGGUGAAGUUGAACGUCGUAUUGUGUCGCAGUUGUUGACUUUGAUGGACGGUAUGAAGAAGAGCUCUCAUGUUAUUGUCAUGGCUGCCACCAACAGACCCAACUCAAUUGAUCCUGCUCUGCGUCGUUUUGGUCGUUUCGAUCGUGAAAUCGAUAUCGGCAUUCCGGAUGCUACUGGCCGUUUGGAAGUGUUAAGAAUUCACACGAAAAACAUGAAACUGGCCGAUGAUGUGGAUCUGGAACAAAUUGCUGCCGAAUCGCAUGGUCAUGUGGGCGCUGAUUUGGCUUCGUUGUGCUCGGAAGCCGCUUUGCAACAGAUUCGUGAGAAGAUGGAUCUCAUCGAUUUGGAAGAUGAUCAGAUCGAUGCUGAUGUACUGAACUCGUUGGCAGUUUCUAUGGAAAACUUCCGUUACGCAAUGACCAAAUCGAGCCCUUCGGCUCUGCGUGAAACUGUUGUGGAGGUUCCAAACACUACUUGGACCGAUAUCGGCGGUCUGGAAAAUGUUAAACGUGAAUUACAAGAACUGGUACAGUAUCCAGUGGAGCAUCCGGAUAAAUUCUUGAAGUUUGGUAUGCAACCAUCCCGUGGUGUUCUGUUUUAUGGACCCCCUGGUUGUGGUAAGACCUUGUUGGCCAAGGCUAUUGCCAAUGAGUGUCAGGCCAACUUCAUUUCCGUCAAGGGUCCUGAACUGUUGACCAUGUGGUUCGGUGAAUCUGAAGCCAAUGUACGUGACAUUUUCGAUAAGGCACGUUCGGCCUCUCCUUGCGUGUUGUUCUUCGAUGAAUUGGACAGUAUUGCUAAGUCACGAGGUGGAAAUGUCGGUGAUGCUGGAGGCGCUGCUGAUCGUGUCAUCAACCAGAUCCUGACCGAAAUGGACGGUAUGGGCGCAAAGAAAAAUGUCUUCAUUAUUGGCGCUACCAAUCGACCGGACAUCAUUGAUCCAGCUAUUCUUCGUCCGGGCCGUCUGGAUCAGCUUAUCUACAUUCCGCUGCCAGACGAUAAGUCUCGUGAAGCUAUUUUGAAGGCUAAUCUGCGCAAGAGCCCGGUGGCUGCUGAUGUUGAUCUGACUUAUGUCGCUAAAGUUACCCAAGGAUUUUCAGGAGCUGAUUUGACUGAAAUUUGCCAGCGUGCCUGUAAACUGGCUAUCCGUCAGGCGAUCGAAGCAGAAAUUCGCCGUGAACGUGACCGUGCGGAGAACCAAAGCUCGGCAAUGGAUAUGGACGAAGAAGAUCCAGUUCCGGAAAUCACCCGAGCUCAUUUCGAAGAAGCUAUGAAGUUUGCGCGACGUUCCGUUUCGGAUAACGAUAUCCGCAAAUACGAAAUGUUUGCCCAGACGUUACAGCAGUCGCGAGGUUUCGGAAACAACUUCAGAUUCCCAGGUGGACAAGGCGGCAACAGCUCACAGGGUCAGGGUUCCAGUCAACCGACGAAUAACCCCGGCGACAACGGCGAUGAUGAUCUUUAUAGUUAGAUUACUGUGCGACUCCUAUUGGCAGUUGCAGCAGUCAACAUUAAUCAAUCCGUAAUUAUCAAGCGAGCGAAUGUCCAUCCGUAACGCGCUCCCAUUCCCCAUGAUUUUCUAUACGCUAACAUUCAGGAGCGACAGGUAACAACAACCACAUUAUUUCAUUCGAUCGUUUACUUUUCACUGAUAUUUUGAUUGUCGGUCCCACAAAUGGUGGAUCCAAGGCUGUAAAAUCAUGACUGCGAUAAACGGACAUUCAAACUUGGAGCAGACAUUGAUACUAUUACGUUACGUAACUAAACAACCACACAUUAGCAAACAACUUCAUAAAAACAUUUGUAGUAAGAAAUAUUUAUCAGUUUUUAAAUAGCAAUCUUAAACUAACAGCUCCGAUGAACACAAUAGAAUCAAAUAAAAAGCAACUAUAAGAGAUUUCUAUUUCGUUUUUCAACAAUCGCCUUUAAAAUUUGAGAAAAGUUAUACCUUUGUCUUGGAAUGAAAUUGUUUUUAAAUGGUUCCUUGAGUUUCAGAAGUCUCUAGUUUUUAACUGGUCGUCUCGUUGUCGUGAAUGGAAAGGAAAAUUACGACUGAAAAGUAGCACGCGUUGAAUGUUUCCCUCUGUAGUUGGGGUUAGAGGUUCUACGGUAUCUGUCAGUGGAAUGGUUGCGCUUCUUCGGAAGAUUAAAUAAUAAUAUUUUUCAAUUUAAACAUAAAUUUAUAACAUGUGAAAUUAAGAAAUGGUAAUGAACACUCUAGAAGUUUGGUACUGUAAGGAUUAAAGCAGGAAAAAGAUAAUAAAAAUGCAAAAAAAUAUCGAG
Uranotaenia lowii is the source of this 3420-nucleotide messenger RNA. RefSeq names its product transitional endoplasmic reticulum ATPase TER94 (gene TER94). The transcript is spliced from 5 exons. Gene Ontology annotation, biological process: retrograde protein transport, ER to cytosol; autophagosome maturation; mitotic spindle disassembly. Gene Ontology annotation, cellular component: nucleus; VCP-NPL4-UFD1 AAA ATPase complex; cytosol. NCBI's taxonomy places the organism in Eukaryota, Metazoa, Arthropoda, Insecta, Diptera, Culicidae. Gene Ontology annotation, molecular function: ATP binding; polyubiquitin modification-dependent protein binding; ATP hydrolysis activity. The record is from RefSeq and is a predicted model, not a curated record. The coding region runs from base 197 to 2608 and encodes 803 amino acids.